AUGAAAUUUUCUAUCGCUGCUCUUGCUGGCUUCGCCAUUGCCAUCUCUGCUGCUAGUCUUCCUGCAGCUUUCACUCUCGUUGGUGAUGGCGGCCAGACUGUUCUGACCGAUGGCACCAACGCCUAUGUCGGUGGCGACACAGACGCGAACCAUGAGAUCCUGAUCCUUCGCUCUGGUCCUAACGGAAUGGUCUCUUUCACCUCCAAGAACUCCACCCCCACCGGCUUCCAGAACCUCUAUGUCAUCCCCGACACGGUGGAGCCCAUUGCUCUGACUGUCCCCCACUCCGGCGCAACCCCCCAGGGCGCCAGCACCAACGACUUCGGCGUCAACGAUGAGGGUUACUUUACCCACAACGGCAAAGCGUACUUCGCCAAGGACGGCUACGGCGAGAGCAAGGUGAAGGAGCUCUUCUGGUAUGGCUCGCACAACGCCGAGUACGAGGCUGCCAACCUCUACGUCAAGGAGUGCAAGGGCUGCUAA
This is a messenger RNA of Penicillium maclennaniae, 483 nucleotides long. RefSeq lists its product as uncharacterized. The transcript is spliced from 3 exons. The record is from RefSeq and is a predicted model, not a curated record. NCBI's taxonomy places the organism in Eukaryota, Fungi, Ascomycota, Eurotiomycetes, Eurotiales, Aspergillaceae. The coding region runs from base 1 to 483 and encodes 160 amino acids.